AUGCUCAAUAAUCGGUAUAAAAACGGCCUCAAUUCUACACCGAAAAGUAGAUUAGUGGACAAGAAGGGCCCCUUUCUCAACGAGCGGAAUUUGGCCCUUUUGGGUCUAGUGUUUUCGUUGACGGUGAUUUCCUCCAAGAUUUUCUACGAGAAUUCUGAAACCCUACAAAAACUAUUCUUCGAAAGAAAACUAAUCACCCACCAAGUGAUAACCAAAAAUGGACAAAUAAUGUUCACAAACACGUGGGAAACUGCUGUCCGGUACAGCAGCAUGUGGCUGCCCCUUUUCUGUGGCGUUUUCGCCACGUUUUUCACUUGGAUGUGCGUCAAGUUUGACUCGUACGAGCCCGGAAUCAACCCGCCCAGUCCUUUGUCUCCUAAGAAGUACAGAGAAGAAUCUGGACACACAUUUCACAUAAACUACUUAUUUUCAGUCCUAGUGGGGCUUCUAUCCACUAGCUACAUGUACUAUAAAGGCAUAUCGAUUCAGUAUUAA
This is a messenger RNA of Ceutorhynchus assimilis (cabbage seed weevil), 495 nucleotides long. The record is from the annotation of a GenBank genome assembly. Lineage: Eukaryota; Metazoa; Arthropoda; Insecta; Coleoptera; Curculionidae.